AUGCGCCUCUUACAUGCCAAGACUCUCGAAUUCGAAGUCCUCCACGAUAAUGAGAUACCGCGCUAUCUUAUACUAUCGCACACAUGGGGAAUUGAGGAGAUUUCCUAUCAAGAGAUGCGCUUUUUGCAACAGCAUCACGCCUUGCCCGAUAGCCUCAAAAGCGAUACCACAAUACAAAAGGCCGCCAAGCUCGCAAGAGAGAAGGGACUGAAAUACAUCUGGAUAGACACCUGUUGUAUCGGCAAAAGUAGCAGCGCGGAGCUACAGGAAGCAAUCAACUCAAUGUAUCGAUGGUAUCAGCAAUCCUGCUUCUGUAUGGUUCACUUGGAAGAUGCAGAUUCCGUGCGAGACCCGGACUCUGUUUUGCACCGCCGUUAUGAUAUUGCAACAAUAUUACGUACAUCCCGAUGGAUCACUAGAGGCUGGACUUUACAAGAACUCAUCGCACCCAAGGCUCUCGCAUUCUAUGAUCAAGAUUUCUCACUCAUUGGCUCCAAGAGUAUGUUCUGUCCAACGAUUGCCGAAGUGACAGGGAUACCUCUAUCUGUUUUGCGUACUGGUGACCUGAAUCAAGCUUCAGUCGCACAAAAAAUCCUCAUGGGCCUGUUUGGUAUUCAUAUGCCUAUGCUGUACGGUGAGGGUGACAAUGCAUUUAGACAGUUGCAGGAAGAGAUCAUGAGAAGGACACCUGACGACUCAAUCUUCGCAUGGAAGGCACCUGAUGGAUGUGGGACGAUUCAAUCUUCGCCCUUCCGCUGGGUGCGAUAG
Messenger RNA from Alternaria alternata, 768 nucleotides. Its product is annotated as HET-domain-containing protein. NCBI's taxonomy places the organism in Eukaryota, Fungi, Ascomycota, Dothideomycetes, Pleosporales, Pleosporaceae. The record is from RefSeq and is a predicted model, not a curated record. Bases 1 to 768 code for a protein of 255 amino acids. The transcript is spliced from 4 exons.